UCUCUAUUGUAUUAUUAAACACAGAAAGCAAACAACCAAAAAGAUAAAAAAAAAUCUUGUAGCUGAGGAGAGAAAGAUAAGGAAAGAAAAAAAAAAUGGCAUCAGCAUCUCUCCUCAAGACAUCACCAGCCAUUGGCAAAACUGAGUUCAUAAAAGGUCAGGCCCUUCGCCAGCCAUCAGUCUCCGUCCGGUGCCACCCUGCACCUCCCUCCGGACUCACUGUCCGCGCCAGCUCUUACGCUGACGAGCUCAUCAAAACCGCGAAAACCGUGGCAUCUCCUGGCCGUGGAAUUUUGGCCAUGGAUGAGUCAAAUGCUACAUGUGGGAAGCGUUUAGCUUCAAUCGGACUGGAGAAUACUGAAGCUAAUCGCCAGGCAUACAGGACCCUUCUUGUUUCAGCUCCAGGACUUGGUAAGUACAUCUCAGGUGCCAUCUUAUUUGAGGAGACACUUUACCAGUCCACCGUUGAUGGAAAGAAAAUCGUUGAUGUACUUCAUGAGCAGAACAUUGUUCCUGGCAUUAAGGUUGACAAGGGUCUAGUUCCCUUGGCUGGCUCAAACGAUGAAUCCUGGUGCCAAGGUCUUGACGGCCUUGCCUCGCGCUCUGCUGCUUACUACCAACAAGGCGCUCGUUUUGCUAAAUGGCGUACUGUGGUGAGCAUUCCCAAUGGUCCUUCUGCACUUGCAGUAAAGGAAGCAGCCUGGGGUCUCGCUCGCUAUGCUGCAAUUUCUCAGGUAAGUUGGCAUACAGGAAAUGGAGACCACAAUAAGGGUGUUUUUGGUAUGAAGCCAUGUUUGGUUGUCUUAAAUGUUUUGGAAAACAUUUUGGAGGAAAAUGUUAGAAGGGAAAACAUUUUCCAAAACUAUUUUUCAACCUUCUCCGCCCUAUUUCCC
Molecule: messenger RNA, 893 nt
Organism: Nicotiana tabacum (common tobacco)
Lineage: Eukaryota; Viridiplantae; Streptophyta; Magnoliopsida; Solanales; Solanaceae
Source: RefSeq, a predicted model, not a curated record